This is a messenger RNA of Pocillopora meandrina, 900 nucleotides long. NCBI's taxonomy places the organism in Eukaryota, Metazoa, Cnidaria, Anthozoa, Scleractinia, Pocilloporidae. The record is from the annotation of a GenBank genome assembly.
AUGCUUUUGCCACAAAAAAAACACGAUGACCUGAAAGCCAGAAGUUCAAAAAAGAGCCCUGUGAAGCUUAGCAACUUCCAAAUGGAUCUUAAAUCAAAUACAGUACUUAUGGACAACAAAGUCCGAAUUGACGCAACCGAGGUAUCAUUCGCACCAAAAGAAAUACCACAAACAAAUAACAUAGCGUCACUCUCUGGUGUCCACUUCCAACAGCUGAUAACAAUUAAAGCGAAAGUUACAAAGAUCAGUGGUACAAAAAAAGUAACUACAGCGAAUGGAGAAAAAUGUAAAGCUGAAUGCUUCCUCAGCGAUCCACCCGGAACAAUAACAUUAACUCUCUGGGAAGACAAAAUAAAUGAAGUCAGUGAAGGAAAAACUUAUACAUUCCAUAACGUUAGAGUUAUAAAAGAAUACAAGUCUGACAAACUGGCCUUGGGCACAACGAUGCAUGACUGUACAGUGUCGGAAGCAGAGGACUUCAUUGAAUCCUUACCCCAGUCUGUUGAACUGCCUGAUUCUUUUACAACCACAGAAGCCAAGGUUGAAGUCAUUGGUCUGCUAACAUUCGGAAAGUACCUUUCAUGUUUACAGUGCCACAAAAAGGUAGCAGAUGGAUCUUUUACUGCCAAGAUUAUAAAAUGUGGUAACUGUAAUCUGACGCAAAAAAGAGAUAAAUGUAUUAAGAACUGUUUUGCACAAGUUAAAGUUUCACAAGAUGACAACCAGUUCACUGUAACAUUCUUCCAAGAACAAAUUAAAAAAGUUUUUAAUAUCUUACAACGUCCACAAACACUGGAUGAAGAAAAGAUAACAGAAGCACUCUUAGAUGCUUCAAUCUUAAAAAUAAAAUAUGACAAUAAAUCAAAGAUCAUAAACGAGGUAUCUCCCUAUAUCAUUUGA